CGACGCAGCUUUUAAGAGGCUGCGCGGGCUGGAGAGGCGGCACGCCAGGCCUGCGAGGGGACCCGCGCCAUGGAGACCGCCUGGGACUACGCAGGAGCCCUCCUCAGGCCCCUGACAUUUAUGGGAUCACAGACCAAGCGAGUCCUGCUCACCCCUCUCAUGCAUCCAGCCCGCCCCUUCCGAGUCUCCAACCAUGACAGGAGCAGCCGGCGAGGGGUGAUGGCCAGCAGCCUGGAGGAGCUCCUCUGCAAGACUCUGGAUGUCCUGGUCAUCACUGCUGGACUGGUCACUCUGGUCCUGGAGGAAGAUGGCACCGUGGUAGACACAGAAGAGUUCUUCCAGACCCUAGGAGACAACACGCAUUUCAUGAUCUUGGAAAAAGGACAGAAGUGGACUCCGGGUAGUAGGUAUGUCCCAGCUCGCCAGCAGCCAAAGAAAUCGGGGAUUGCAAGGGUCACCUUUGAUUUAUACAAGCUGAACCCCAAGGACUUCAUCGGCUGCCUCAACGUGAGAGCCACGGUGUAUGAGAUGUACUCUGUGUCCUACGACGUCCGGUGCACUGGGCUCAAGGCCCUGCUGAGGAGCUUGCUGCGGUUCCUGUCCUACACUGCCCAGGCAGCCGGACAUUUUCUUGUCUACAUGGGCACAUGCAUGCUCCGAGUGCUGGGUGACACAGAAGAGCGGCCCUCCCUUGCGUCACACGCCUGGGGCUGGUUCACGUACGGAAAGGGCUGCGGGCUGCAGAGGGCUCAGCCUGCUUCCUGACCCAAAUGCUCUCUGGCGUGACAGUUUCGAAGAUGCUUUAAUGUUCUUAACCACAUGCACUUGCAGGCUGCUGCCGCUCAGGGGUGGUGUCAGGUGACCGAGAGGGUGUGAUGACACCUGAGGUGGGGUAGUGAGGCGGGGCGGGGCCUCCGCAGGCCGCAGGGCAGGACCAACCUGCAGAGCCUGGACCCCUUUGGUGCCUCAGCGCCUGCAGUGAGCCCAGCGCAAGAAUCACUCUUCUAGCAUGUAAUGCUUCCUUGUGUCCUCCGUCUCUCUAAAAAGCAAACAAUACUUUUAUAUAGAAGCAAAUCUCAGCCAGAAAUGUCCUGCUAACAGCUAUAAUCACUUUUAAGUCUUUAACAUACUUGAAAAUAUUGAGCUGUCAAAUGUUA
Molecule: messenger RNA, 1157 nt
Organism: Microcebus murinus (gray mouse lemur)
Lineage: Eukaryota; Metazoa; Chordata; Mammalia; Primates; Cheirogaleidae
Gene: CIDEA
Product: cell death inducing DFFA like effector a
Biological process (GO): apoptotic process; regulation of apoptotic process; lipid storage
Cellular component (GO): lipid droplet
Source: RefSeq, a predicted model, not a curated record